Messenger RNA from Stereum hirsutum FP-91666 SS1, 2210 nucleotides. RefSeq lists its product as uncharacterized. Bases 1076 to 2107 code for a protein of 343 amino acids. The transcript is spliced from 9 exons. Lineage: Eukaryota; Fungi; Basidiomycota; Agaricomycetes; Russulales; Stereaceae. The record is from RefSeq and is a predicted model, not a curated record.
CGCUCUUCUCCUAGUAUACCACAAACAAGCCUUUAGUGUCGAAAAUAUACCAUUCAAUAUCUUCUCCCAAAUAUCUUCGUCCAAUCUACAAACACAUUGAAGUAGUUGGCUGGUCGUGUUCUACUCUGGAAUGGCGAACAAUCUCGCCGACGUCCUCCGUAUAUCUGAGCUUGAGGACCAGCUUCGUGACUCCCACCGCAAGAUCGAAUCCCUCCAGUCCGAGCUCACCUACCUGCGAUCCCAUACUGAGCGUCAGAUUGCGGAUUUGGAAGCAGACCUUCGCCAAACUCGAAUGGCCAGGGACUCACACCGGAAAGACCUGGUACAGACCAGGUAUCAACUCGGUAGGGCCUUGAAGGACCUAGGAGAGAUGAAGGAGGCGAAGAAGAGGACAGAAGCCAGGGUGGAUGUACCUGGAGGAGUGCUUGGAGCAGUGAUACUAGACCGGGUAGCAGAUGGGGCUGGAGGCGGAGUGAGGGCGGAAGACGGACUUGAGGCUUCACAGCCACCAGACGCUGUGGCUUCCGUUUCACAAGAGCAGCACGAAUGCCAAGAUAUGUCCCCCAUUGUGGAAGAGGAAAAAAUCGCGUCAGAUGGUAAAAUGGAACGUGAGUCCUAGAUACGAUUGGUAUUGAAAGUGUCACCCUUGAUGAUUCGCGACUCACGAUCAUCCCAGUCGAGUCUUUCCCCUCCUUGGAACAUGGAGCUACGCUGGUAGGUCAAUCUUCCCUGCCUGCUUUUGUGACAUUGACGCUGCUAUAUACAGCCAACCUCGGGAAAGAACGUGAAGGUCAAGAAAGCCUCUGUAUCACCGAGUGUCAAACCGCUGGCCUUCUUGGGCAGUACGAAGGCCGAUGAGAUAAAGCAGACGGCACCUGCGGAUCCCGCAACCCAACAGGCUCGCGAACCGACCGAGCCAGUAUCUGACCCUCCGCACAUCAACGAUGUUAUCGACAUCUCCGGAGAGUCUCAGACAGAAUCGGCCACUGGUAGCGCAUCGAAAUCGCACAGUUUAGGCAAGCGCAAACGCAAAGCCCCAGUCCGAUAUGGGGCAGAAGCAGACGAUGAUAACUUCAUGUAUGUGGAGAACGAUCCGUCCUCAGAUUUAUCCGAGUUAUCGGAUGAUUUCAGCGAAAGGGAUGAAGAUAGUGAUGAAGAGUACGGCGCGGCUGCCAGCGUGCGCGCGUCGAAAGGUAAGGCAAGGGCACGGUCUAGCAAUCCAUCGUCUCGCAAGGCUCCAAACCUCCCACGGUCAACGACCACUUCAUCUAUUGCCGCUGGCGCCUCUGCCACAGCGACCUCUCGAGAGUUUCCUCUGGAUAACGAUAACAUCAACCUCCCUGUCUUCUCCGUCCCUUACUUCACGAACCGUACUCCAACCCCGAUCAGUCGUCAAUUCCUGGCUUCGCACUAUCGCUGCAGUAACGUCGGGCUUGUUGUCCCCUUAAACCCUGUCCACAACCCUUCCCCAUCGUUCACCACAACCAAACCGCUCCAAAUGCUCCACCCGUCGCACGAACAGAACCCUCAUCUCCCUACGGAGUUUGGGAAGUCCGGCUCAAUUCUGUCAAAUAGACCCGAACUGGAGCCAGAGAACUAUAAAGGAGAUAUAAACAAAGGAGGUGUGCCGGUGUAUAGGCUCUGGGUGAAAUCUAGAGGGGGAGGGGAGGGGAAGAAGGUGGAGAGGAUAUGUUAUUUUGGAGAGUACGAGUUGAGGAAGGAAGGGCCGAUGAGUGGAGCAGAGUUUCAGGCUCUCGAUAGGAGUGUUCGCAAGGCGUGGACCAGUUUCCUGCACGGCGCCAAGCCAUUCUGCUACGCCUCAAUGGUCGCGCGGAUAGCGUUUCGGAGCGUCGGAAGAACUAUAACGACCCAAUCUGUGGAGAAAGAGGCCGCUAGGAGGAAGGGAAAGAACGCGAGCGUAGACGUGUCGAAAGAAGAGAUCGAGAGGGCGAUGUCCGCUGGGGAGGAAACGUUAAACGUGUGGUCAUUGAAGUGUGUAGGGUACGAUGAGGCUUUCGAGGAGGACAUGAAGACUUGGUGGCCGGUUUGGGAGGAAGAGCAGAGAAGGAAGAAAGAGGGAGGGUCGUCAGCGAAGAGGAAGAAAUAGGUGAUGGUAUCUUGCUGAUAUCUGGACGAUGUACGACGAAUCUUGGUUUGAGGUGAGAUUUGAAACGUAACGAAAUGCGACGACACGAUAGUUUCGGACCUGC